Saprolegnia parasitica CBS 223.65 is the source of this 660-nucleotide messenger RNA. RefSeq lists its product as hypothetical. The transcript has 3 exons. NCBI's taxonomy places the organism in Eukaryota, Oomycota, Saprolegniomycetes, Saprolegniales, Saprolegniaceae. Gene Ontology annotation, biological process: mRNA splicing, via spliceosome. The record is from RefSeq and is a predicted model, not a curated record. Gene Ontology annotation, cellular component: cytoplasm; nucleoplasm; ASAP complex. Gene Ontology annotation, molecular function: RNA binding. Bases 1 to 660 code for a protein of 219 amino acids.
AUGGGCCGACGCAGCUUCAGUCGCAGCCCGAGCCGCGGGCGAGGCCGCGGAGGACGCGGACUCCGCCGAAGCUUCAGCCGCGAUCGCGGGCCGCGUGGCCGAGGGCGGAGCUAUAGCCGCAGCGUCAGCCGCAGUCGCAGCGACAGCCGAAGCAGCCGGUCGAGCUACAGCUCUCGGUCCAGCUCCGGGUCACGCUCGCGAUCGCGUGGCCGCAAGAGUCGCAGCCGCAGCAACGAAUCCAAGGGCCGCAAGAGCCGUAGCCCAAGCCCCGACGACGGGGCCUCGCUGCACGUGGCGAACCUCACCCGGAACGUCAACCCGGACCACUUGUCGGAGAUCUUUGGCAAGUUUGGCACGGUUCAAAAUGUAAACCUGGAGACGGACAAGGUCUCGCGCUUGUCCAAGGGUUUCGCCUACAUUCAGUUUGCCAAGCGCGCGGAGGCUGAGACAGCCCAGCUUCACAUGCACGAGGGACAGAUUGACGGCAACAAGAUCCAGGUCAACUUUGUCUUGGUCGAGCGCAAGUCGAACCGCAGUCCGUCGCGCUCGCCGAGCCGCAAGCCAAACGAUCGCCGGCGUCGGCCUUCCCCCUUUCGUCGGAGAUCGCCUCCGAACAACCGCCGCGGCAACUCGCCCUUGCGUCGACGGUACGUUGAUUAA